Molecule: messenger RNA, 2478 nt
Organism: Mercenaria mercenaria
Lineage: Eukaryota; Metazoa; Mollusca; Bivalvia; Venerida; Veneridae
Exons: 3
Coding region: 348-1562 (404 amino acids)
Source: RefSeq, a predicted model, not a curated record
GUCAUCAAAAAGACGGCUUCAUCAUGAAAAUGGUUUUAGGCAUUAAAAAUAAAAAAAAAGAUUGAUUUUCAUUAUUAACAAUUUCUUAGUCUGUUUUUUGUUGCUGUUUUUGUUGUUGUUGUUGUUGUUGUUGUUGUUUUGGGGUUUUUUCUGUAGUUGUCAUGGAGCCUUUUUUCUGACGCGACGCCUAGCCAUAACAAUGUAUGAGCUGAAUUAACCAAUCAAAACCGCUUAAAUCCUUACAUAGCGUUGUCCAUUAUUGUGACGUCACAUAGAAACAGACAAAGAGUUUCAGCGGCGCUAAAGCUUUAGUCAACUUUUCCUACAUCGUAGUAUGAAAUAAAAGAAUGGCAGAAAAACACUCGAGCAUUAAGAGUUGUGUACUUGACGAGAAUGGUAACAUCACACAGUCAAAGCGUACUCGUGGAAUAAGUGCUUCAAGCAAAAAGACUGGAAGUCAAACGAAGAAAUCUUCAGACAAAGGUAAAGAAGUGUAUAAGACAGACAGCGAAGAUAGUCUGCUGGCAGCAGAAAACCUCCUACGUGACAUUGAUAGUGCUACUGGCAGGAGAGCAAAGGUACACAUUAAUCAUGUGAAUCUUGGUUCGAUCACCAGCACGGGAAGUCUGCGUGAUACUAACAACGUAAAAAUAACUUCCCGCAAGCAGUCAAGACUUGCGGCUUUUCAUAAAACUGGACAAAUCGAUUUAGAUGCCGUGGAAAAAUGGGUCUCGACACCGGAAGUGGAUCUUGACUUAAACAAAACAGAAAAGGCCAUGGAUGUAUCUGUACCAAAACGCGCCACUAAAAAUGAAAGCGUCAGUACCAAAAUGAAAAAAGCUGAUUCAGCUGUAGAAGAAAUUGGUACUAUCAUAGGCACUGAUCCCACAAAUGGAACCCAGCACGGUCUGAAACAGACAAAAAUUAACAACAACCCGUCUACUUCAUUUAAACCUUCUAAUUCUGCAAGCGUUUCUUCAACUUCCAGCAAAAACAAACAUCAGAUGACUGAAGGAAUACCAGCGCCUUCCUUUCCUUGUCCCAUUCAGUCAAUUCGCCUGCCUCCUGUCAACUCGGACUCUUUUAAGAAAGAGGACAUUUUCCAUAGAACAAUUACAGAUAUGUCAGUUCUACAUCUACCACAUCACUUUCCAAACCUUGAUGUGUCAAACCGUAACCCCGUCUCAGAAAUACAGAAAAUCACAGAAACAGCUGACAACUUACACAAAUCUCUUUCCGCAGGACGACCAUCGGAAAAUGUUUCGGACUAUUUACUUCCCGGCCAAGUGCCAGAUCACAAUACUGAUCAAGAGAGAAAGGAAGGUAUUGAGAUUCGUUAUACUGUGCUCGAUUAUAGUGCAAGCGAACCCGGACACAAGAAGAAAAGAUGCGGACUAUUUAAAUUGUGCACACGUUUUUCUUGCUGUCGCGGGCAGAAGUAUGAAAUUGAAGAAUUCCAACAGGAAAAUUUUGAAAGCCGAACGAAUACCGCUAAAAAAACGAAAAGAGGCAGCAUUCCUGGAAGACUUUGGAGAAGGGUCAAAAAGUGUUUUGGAUUUUGAAAAAAAAAUGCAAUUCUUUACAUUUAAAAUUCAAACAGUAAUAGCCAAAACACUAUGCAUUUGGGUACACAAAGUAUCAAAUGGAUUAACAAGAUUGUUUUGGUACCCAGACAGAAGAAAAUAAGAUAAUAAUCAUUUGUCAAGAAGUAUAUAAUACAUGUAGCUUCAUGUAUAUUCCGGAGGUUAUCGUGUUAUUCUUGAGCUUAGAAUGCCAGGGCCUUGCUGCAUACAGAGUCGUUUUUCGCGUUCUUUUUCCUAUGCAAUGCUUUCAAAUAGCUAUAAAAUUAUUAAAAGGACGUUCAGUCACAUCAAACCAGCGCGAUAUUGCUAAAAGAUUCAUUAUGUGAAAAUAAAAAGCUGCAUCAGAAAGAUGUGAGGGAAAAACACGGAAAAUAAUGAAUAGAAACCGAUAAAAAUUCAAACAAUUUUCAUAUUUCAACAGUACGGCAGAAUUAACAUAUAAAAACUGACAAAUUAUUGGCAAAAUACAUACAUUGCACUUUCUUGAUAUCAUAUUCUGAUAAAAGUGCUAUUCAAUGUUUAAUCAUUAUAUAAACAAAUGCAUUUCAACAUACAAAUGGUUUUGUUUUCUUUUCUUUUUCAAUGCUUGCCUAGAAAAUGUAAUAUUUGCCUUUCAAACGAAACAUAUACGAUAUACAUGUAUCAUUUAAGUAUAUAGGCCUUUAAAGCAAUGCAAUGCUUGAUCUUUUUAGAGUGACCAUUAUUAUUAAUCACAUUUCUGUGUACCUACCUAAUACAGCUACAAAAGAUGAAUGGUAAAGCUAUCUGAAGACGUUGACCUGGAAAGAAAAACAACAGCUGUUUAUAAAAACGCAUGUCCCCCAUGAUGGCCUUCUCAUUUUCGGAACCAAGAUAACUAUGUACAUUUUACCUUCUGACCCCCAGUACAAUAGGG